AGCUACAUUUCGUAAUAUUAUUAUAGGAUUCAACUAAAUUUUGGUAUUAAAUAAAAUCCUGCUUUGUUUUCAAGCUAUCUAACAUAACCAAUUUCCCAUAUAAGUAUCACAAAAAGUUAAAUUCAAACAAAUUCAUCCGCAUCCGUUAUCAAUCAAUCCCAAUACAGAAAAACCUUUGAGAUUUUAAGCAAUGGGGUUUCCCCUAGACCGUGUGCGAUAUCUCGAUAGAACAGGAGCUUCUCAGUCACAGUCAACAUCAUUCUCUUUUGGUCCUGGUUUUGUAAACAACGAACAGAUAGGGAGUAACAAAACUCCUUACACUCCAACAUAUGGUGGAUCAAGUGAGAGGUUCAUGUCAUUAUCAGCUAUGAACGACUACUCCAACAAGAGCCAUGAAGAGUUAAGAUACGAGGAUUACCAGCUGGGUAUCAAAGGUACUAGUUCUGAGACCGAAUAUAGCGAACCGGUACAAGCCCCUCUCCCAAGCAGUUUAUUCUCAUCUUCACCAUUUAGCAAUAUUGAGAAUAAGAGAGAUCAUAGCAAACAGCAACAAGCUUCUUUCCCAAGCACUGUAUUCUCAGCACUACCAUCUCAAAGCGGUCUGUUGAGUGCUUUUCCAGGGUUUCCGAUACCAGGUUCACCACCCACUGCAGCAUACGCCCCACCCUUUGGAAAAUCAACCUCAACACCACAACAUGCUUCGCAGAUAGGUACUCCAAGCUCAAGUGCACAACCCGUGUUUGGUGGGUUUAGAGGUUGUAAUUGCAAAUGCAAUUGCAACCAACGUGCUUUUCCUCAAAUCAACUCAACUGCUCCCAGCACAAAUGUAUUUGCGAAUGCCGGGUACCCCUACCCUGUUUAUAGUUUCCCUGCAUUUGUUACUAUUCGACCAGAUGCUGCAGCUGCUCAACAUUUUGGUAACUUUGGCCUCACAUUUGGUGAAUCAACAACGCCAUCAUUUCCUGCAUCAACGAUGCUACCAUUUGGUACACCAGCAUUGGGUGCAUCAAUAACACCAGCAUUUGGUGCAUCAACAAUGUCAGCAUUUCCUGCAUCAACAAUGCUAGCAUUUGGUGCUUCAACAACACCAGCAUUUGGUGUAUCAACAACGGCAACAUUUGGUGCAACCACAACACCAGCAUUUGGUGCAUCAACAACGCCAUUUGGUGCGUCAAUAAGGCCAGCCUUUGGUGCAUCAACAACGCCAUUUGGUUUAUCAACAGCACCAGCAUUUGGUGUAUCAACAGCACCAUCAUUUCCUGCAUCAACAACACCAGCAUUUGGUUCAUCAACAACACCAGCAUUUGGUGCAUCAACAACACCAGUAUCUGGUUUUGCUCCAUCUGUUUUUCCUCCAUCAACAUCAGCAUUUGGUGCACCAACACUGCCAACAUUUGGUGCAUCAACUCUGCCAGCAUCUGAGUUUUAAGUUGAGUCUUUAGUUUUUCAAGACUCGAUCUAAGAUUUUGUUAAGACUAACCACUUCAAUGUUACAAACUGAAUGCCCAAUCUUAAGACUAGAUGGGGAUGGGGCAUAUGUCAUGUCAGCAAAAAUUUCAAAUCUUAAGGUGAUGUUUGGUUGCACUUGAGAAGUUAUAUUUCCCUUGUAUUUGCAA
Molecule: messenger RNA, 1616 nt
Organism: Spinacia oleracea (spinach)
Lineage: Eukaryota; Viridiplantae; Streptophyta; Magnoliopsida; Caryophyllales; Amaranthaceae
Product: nuclear pore complex protein NUP98B
Exons: 5
Coding region: 191-1429 (412 amino acids)
Biological process (GO): post-transcriptional tethering of RNA polymerase II gene DNA at nuclear periphery; protein import into nucleus; telomere tethering at nuclear periphery
Cellular component (GO): nuclear pore; nuclear pore cytoplasmic filaments
Molecular function (GO): RNA binding; structural constituent of nuclear pore
Source: RefSeq, a predicted model, not a curated record